This is a messenger RNA of Linderina pennispora, 1065 nucleotides long. RefSeq lists its product as uncharacterized. Lineage: Eukaryota; Fungi; Kickxellomycota; Kickxellomycetes; Kickxellales; Kickxellaceae. The coding region runs from base 348 to 926 and encodes 192 amino acids. The record is from RefSeq and is a predicted model, not a curated record. The transcript has a single exon.
CGCGCUUUCUCCGGUUGGCCUUCUUUUCCUUCUUGUCGCCUGCAUCGUACUCUUCGUCGUUGCCAUGGCCAUCGUUGUCGAUGUCGUUGUCGCCAUUGCCGCUGGGGGCAAAGUCGCCGUCCAGAUCAUCUCCGCCAGCACCAGCCGUCUCUCCGUCUUCCGAUGCUGCCGAUUUGUCCUCCGCUGCCCGCUUGCGCUUGACAGACUCCUUUUGCCUCUCCUUUUCCAGAUCAUCUCUCCGCCGCUUCAGCUUAUCCUGUCGGGCCGUGCUAUUGCCGCCGCCGCCCGCCGUCAGCUUCAAUGUUAACCUUGCGCGAGCCAAGCGGCAUAUGGUGGAACUUUAGCGCAUGCUUCAGAUCCGCAGCCGACCCAAACUCGACAAAGGCGAACCCCCUGGGACUGCACCUGUCUUCUUGUCUGUCAUCAGACGCACCGACAAAGGAUUGGCCUGCUCCAGGAACUCCUUCGAUCUCCUCCUUGGUCGUCUUGAACGACAGGUUGCCGACAAAGACAAUGAACCGCACCUGGUUGCCGGUCUCGCUGACCUGCGGCUUGAACUUCUCCUUCGGCUUAUUCUUUGCUGCCUCCUUGGCCUCCUUCUCGCGCUGCGCCUUCUUGGCCUUGGUCUUUUGCUUCUUUUUGUUAACUGUGUGGUCGUCAGCGGGUUUGUCAGAGUCAGCAUCCGGCUUGUCGUCCUUGACUGGCUUGUCAUCCUUGGCCGGCUUGGCGAUCUUGCCGCGGAACUGCAAGGCCUUGAGCUGCUUCUUUGUCAGUGCCAGCUGCGGUUUCUGCUCGUCGGCCAUUGUCCUGAAAUGUGUGCGAAAAAAAAAGUAGAGGGAAGGUGGAGAGGUCAAAAAAAAUAUUUUUUUGGCUGUCAGCAGUAUUUUUUAUUUGAUGAGCCGAGCCGGAGCCAUAGAGAUCCCUGAGCCAGGAAUGCGCCAGCCUAUUGUCUGAUCAUGUGCCUCGAGUUCUCGCUGGCCGGUCUAUUUAGUCGAAGCCAGCACGCUCCCCCCCGAUUGUUACCAGAAUGCACAAACACAAAUGCCCGAGUGAAGAAUAUGAGCA